CGGUUCACAGUGAUUGGACCUGAUCAGCCUGUCACUGCCAUCAUGGGGGAGGACAUUAUUUUACCCUGUCACCUGUCCCCCAAGAUGAGUGCUGAGAACAUGGAAGUGAGAUGGUUCCGAUCUGAGUUCACUUCAUUUGUGCACCUCUAUCAGCAUGGAAAGGAUGAGUAUGGGCAGCAGAUGCCAGAAUAUCAUGGAAGGACAGAGCUUUUGAAAGCUGGCAUCGUGGAUGGGAAUGUUGCCUUGGGAAUUGUCAAUAUCAGACUUUCUGAUGAGGGACAGUACCGCUGUUUUGUUCAAGAUGGUGUCUUUCAUGAAGAAGCUGUAUUGGAAUUGAAGGUGGCAGCUUCAGGUUCUGCACCUCACAUCUCUGUUGAGGGUCACCAGGAUGGAGGGAUCCGAGUGGUGUGUCAGUCGGCCGGAUGGUACCCGGAGCCCGAGGUGCUGUGGAGAAAUCUCAAAGAGCAGCCUUUGUCUUCGUCAACUAAAACCAAAUCUGAAGAGGAACAUGGUCUCUUUGAAAUAAAAAAUUCUAUCAUUAUAACAGAAAAUUCAAACAAGAAUUUGUCCUGUGCUAUAAGGAACACCCACCUGAACCAAGAAAAAGAAUCAAUAACAUUUUAUAUAUCAGAUUCUUUUUUCCCAAGAGUAUCUCCCUGGAUGGUGGGUUGGAGUGUGACUUUGGUGAUUUUGUUGGUGUUCGUCGGCCUUACUCUUUUUCUGUUCAAAUUAAAAGGGAAACAUCUCAACACUAUCAGUAAACUUCAAACAGAGCUAGAGUGGAGGAGAUCCCUGGGUGAUGCAGCGAAUGUGACUCUGGAUCCAGACACGGCUCAUCCAGAACUUGUCCUGUCUGAGGAUCGGAAAAGUGUGAGAUGGGCAGACACACGGCAGGAUCUGCCCAACAACAAUCCUGAGAGAUUUGACACUGAGCGCUGUGUGCUGGGCUGUGAGGGGUUCACCUCAGGGAGACAUUACUGGGAGGUGGAGGUGGGAGUUGGGCUACUCUGGGCUGUGGGGGUGGCCAGGGAGUCUGUGAGGAGGAAGGGAGGGAUCAGCCUUAGCUCUGAGGAGGGGAUCUGGGCUAUGGAUCAGAGGCAGGGCCAGUACCAGGCUCUCACCGCUCCUGUGACCCCCCUGCUCCUGAGCCAGGCCCCCAGCAGGAUCCGGGUUUGUCUGGACUGUGAACGGGGGCAGGUGACAUUUAUCAAUGCUGCUGACGAGGCCCCGAUCUUCACUUUCCCACCGGGCUCUGUCCCUGGAGAGAGAAUCCACCCUUGGCUCUGGCUGGGGAUGGAAAGCCAGCUCAAACUGUGUCCCUGAGGGAUGGGGGGGUAUAUCCCACUGGGGACCCUGAAAUUAGCCUGUCUAGUCUCACACACCCCAGUCUCUAUGAUCUUGGCAUCACCCAGUCCUAUGGCCUCUUAAUUCUAUGUCCCCUGGAAACUCCUCCCCCCUCCCUCCCUGCAGCACAGAGAUUUAUA
Molecule: messenger RNA, 1484 nt
Organism: Terrapene triunguis (Three-toed box turtle)
Lineage: Eukaryota; Metazoa; Chordata; Testudines; Emydidae
Product: butyrophilin subfamily 1 member A1-like
Exons: 7
Coding region: 43-1323 (426 amino acids)
Molecular function (GO): protein binding
Source: RefSeq, a predicted model, not a curated record